AUGCCAAAAUCCUCUACUUCUCCACCAGGUCCGCACGAGUUGCGAGCAUGCUCCGGGACGCCGCCAUGCUCGUACUGUUCCCGAGCCAACAAACCAUGCAUCUUCGGCCGUCCAUCGCUGCGAACGCCACUGACGCGCAAAAACAUGGAUCAAAUAGAACGUCGCUGCGCCAGUUUAACGGCGCUUUUGCAUCGGCUGAACCCGGAUGUUGAUAUUGAGGACGCACUGAAGACGAUGACUAUUCCGCCAGGUGGUCUGCAGGCCUCAGCUUUUGGCGGAGUGAGCCCCGCUUCGGUAGAUGAGUUUGAAUGGAGCGAAGCUUCGCUAGGGUCUCCUACUGAGCUUCGAAGAGUGGGUCUGGAUGGCAUGGCAUCUUUGCCCACAGGGAGCGCGGAAGCUGGCUAUCUCGGUAACAGCGCAGGGUCUAGUAUCUUGAGAAACGUCCCAGGCUUGAUCCCCGAGAGUUCUAAUUUAGAGACCAAUCAGCGGACACAACCCUCACUUGAUGACUCUAUUAGGGGUCCGGACCUUCUGCGUUCAGCACAUCUGGGUACCUCCGCCAUUCUUGAUGGUCUAGUAAACGCAUACUUCACGUAUUAUAAUACAUCCUACCCGAUUUUGCAUGAGAGUACAUUUCGACAACAAUAUCAAGAGCGCCAUCAACUUCAAGAUCGGUCAAGUUGGCAUUCAAUAUUCUACAUUGUCCUGGCAAUCGGGAAUUGGAUUCUCGGUGGCACGUCCGGCUCUCGAGAAUGUCAAUAUUAUUCCGCCGCACGAUCGCGCAUGUCAAUGCAUAUGUUGGAGUCUGGAACUCUCCUCACGGUUCAAGCGUUUCUCCUAGUUGGAAACUAUCUCCAGAAGCGAGAUCGACCAAAUACUGGAUACAACUUCAUCGGAAUAGCGUACCGCAUGGCUCUUGGAUUGGGACUUCAUCGUGAGCCGCCCGCCGCAACGAAGACUGAUUCACUGUUCCAUGAGCGAAGAAGGGUCGUCUGGUGGAUCGUGUAUUGCUUCGAUAGUGGGUUCGGCAUUACUACUGGGAGACCCGUCAUGGCCUCAGAUGGUUUUAUUGAGACCUGUUUGCCCCGUAACAUAGACGAUUCGGCAUGCACGUUAAGCUCGAUACUCCCGACACCAUCAGACGGACCUACAACAUAUUCUGCCAUAAUCGCACAGGCGCGACUAGCCUCCAUUGGAAACAACAUCUAUAGCAAUGUCAUUUCCGCCCCGAAAGAGAACAUCCUCGACUUGAGGAUCUCUCGGUCACUCGAUCAUCGAUUGAAGGCCUGGAGGCUUUCCUUGCCCGUGUAUUUCACAGCACAAGACGUGCCAGAUUGGUUUCGAGGCCCGCGUGCAGUAGUCGGGUGGAAGGAACAAAAUCUGAGAAUGAUGCUAUGGUGGGGGAGCCAGCGUCUUUGCAGCUUAUUAUCAGAUGUCGAAGAAGCACGGAACAUGUGUCAUUACGUUGCGAUUGAGACCAUCCAAGACAUUACAACGUUCUGCUUGGAUUACCGCGACAACAUCCAUGUUGGUCUGAGCUGGUACGCCACAUACUUUCUAUUCCAGGCCACCAUUGUCCUUAGCAUCCAUUACUUGAGACCGGACCAGCCCCUGGAUAUGAGCCCAGAUUCCGUGAAUCAGGAGCUGUGGGCGCUCUCUAUAUCAAAGGCGCGCGACUGCCUGGCCCAGCUGAGCCAGAAUAACGAAGCUGCAACGCGAUGUCUGGCUGUUCUGGAAAGAAUCAGAGACCAAUCGGAGCGAUCGCAACAGUCUUCCAUGACUCCUUCGGGUACGAGGCCGAAUGCAAAUGUUCACGCUGACCACUCCCAGCUACAGCCUGUUCUGGCAACGGAGGACCCAAAUCCGACAUUAUUUGCCAUCGAUCCGGCGCUGCAAAUCCUCUUCCAGGAUACAGCGUGGAAUGAUGAUAUUUUCGAAGGCCUUCACGGGUUCCCGAUCACAGAUGAAGUGGAAACGUUUGACUACAUGCCCCCAAAUGCUUGA
Messenger RNA from Aspergillus nomiae NRRL 13137, 2004 nucleotides. RefSeq names its product fungal specific transcription factor domain-containing protein. The transcript is spliced from 6 exons. Gene Ontology annotation, biological process: DNA-templated transcription; positive regulation of transcription from RNA polymerase II promoter by galactose. Gene Ontology annotation, cellular component: nucleus. The coding region runs from base 1 to 2004 and encodes 667 amino acids. Lineage: Eukaryota; Fungi; Ascomycota; Eurotiomycetes; Eurotiales; Aspergillaceae. The record is from RefSeq and is a predicted model, not a curated record. Gene Ontology annotation, molecular function: RNA polymerase II cis-regulatory region sequence-specific DNA binding; DNA-binding transcription factor activity, RNA polymerase II-specific; zinc ion binding.